Austrofundulus limnaeus is the source of this 4041-nucleotide messenger RNA. RefSeq names its product KN motif and ankyrin repeat domains 3 (gene kank3). Gene Ontology annotation, cellular component: cytoplasm; cytoskeleton. The record is from RefSeq and is a predicted model, not a curated record. The transcript has 13 exons. Lineage: Eukaryota; Metazoa; Chordata; Actinopteri; Cyprinodontiformes; Rivulidae. Gene Ontology annotation, biological process: negative regulation of actin filament polymerization. Gene Ontology annotation, molecular function: protein binding. Bases 543 to 3476 code for a protein of 977 amino acids.
UGUCUUUGAUUCUCCAGAAAACCAAAGAGAAAUGACUCGUCUCGGGUUUGACUGAGGCCACGGCUUCGAGAGGUUUUUCUAAAGCUGGACCCUGAUUGGUCGGAGUGCUGUGGGUGAAAACUGACUGAACCCUGAGGAGAAACAGAGCCCCGGUUGAUAAGAAGACACAAAGCAGACGCCGUGCUAUCAGAUUGAAAAGAAACAAACUUCUCUGGCUGUUUAGCGGGAAUAUCUCGUAUUCUUAAGAACAAGUCGCUUCUAAUUGCUCAUAGCUCGGAUUCAGGUUAUCAGUAGUCAGCGAGCUACAAGGAAGGACGACUGGCGUGUUUCAACAGCAUAUGUUAGGAAUGUGCUCCAGGCUGCUGAGAAACACGUGUAUGUUUGAAACUAAAUAAUGCGCUGUAUGCAUCUGAGGUUUAGAGUGCGAGUACCAGGGCUGAGUGAAGCAGGAAGGAGCUCCAGCUGCUUGAAUCUCUCACUAAGUGGCUGAAGGAGCCCAGACCCUUUUUAAAGUUGUGGGAGGAGGGUGAGGACCUGGAAAAAUGACCCAAUCAGUGCAAGUUAAUCCAAAAAUGCCUGAUUUAGGCUCUGCGUUCAUUUAUUCCAGUCCAGAAGAGGCCGAUCAGUCCGCCUCCUACUCUGUUCAGACUCCUUAUGGGUUCCAGCUGGACCUGGACUUCCUUAAAUAUGUAGAAGAGAUCGAAAGUGGGCACAACCUUCGCCGGGCGCCUGUAAGCUCCAGACGACCUGGACGGGGAUUAAGACUUUCCCAGAGGAGUCCGAGUGCUGGGGGCCGUACCAGUGGAUGGACAUCCACAGAAUCGCUUUCAUCCCCCGUCAGCGAAGAUGGCAGAGUUCCUCCGCCGGCGCCGCCACGUAAUCGCCUUGGCUCAGCCCCCUGUGAAGGACUCUCCUAUUCCCCUGUAACUCUCCUCAGUAUUCCUCCCCUGUCCGCUGGGGCCAAAGUGCCACCACCUCCACCGCAACGCAACCCAAGGGUUGAGCGGACUCUUCUGGAAACCAGCCGGCGGCUACAGCAGGAGCAAACCCAUCAGAACGGUGGGCGCCUCCAGCUGGCAGAUCCUCCCAAACAGCUCACGCUCUCUACAUCCAAUCAGCCUCUGCAGAGUAGCUGGACUAAACCCAGUCCUCAGACCUCCGGGCGCAGCACUCCAGCUGCCGGCACCACAGUGACCCCAAUCCCACCCAGCCAGCUGCAGACGGUUAGAGAGCAGAUGGCUACAGCCUUGAAGCAGCUGAAGGAGAUGGAAGAACGGGUAAAGGGUGUUCCUGCACUUGAGAAAGAGGUGGCUAAGCUUCGUGCAGAAAAAGACAUGCUGCUGUUGGCUUUGGAGGAGAAGAAGGUAGCAGUGGAGGUUUCCAUACAGAAGCAUCAGUCUGCAGACUCUUCGACUCAAACUACAGAGACCCUCCAACCUGACCACAGCCAACUGACGUCACCGACCAGACACAAAGGUCUUGUAAAACCUGGAGAGCUGAAAAGACUGACAGAGAAGUUUGAGGGGAAGGAACAGAAAUCUCCCCAAACAGCAUCAAAAGUUUCCAUGAGCGCCCCAGAAAAAGCAGUUUUAAAGAAAUCAGUAGCCGUCGGAGAAGACGUUCCCAUGGCUUCUGUUGUUUUCUACCACAGCCAUGGCAUGAAAGAUGAAGCUGUGUGCACUGAAGUGAGAACGAGUGAGAAAUGCACAGAAACAGAGGGCCCUGCAGUUCAUGAACAGGGGGUACAGGCCAGAGCGGAGACGGAGGAGGCUGAGGUUUGGGUCAUGGAGUCGCUACUCGGGCUGAGCACAGAGGCGCAGCGGGAGAUGGACACCCUACAGGACACCAUUAAAUUCCAGCAAGAGUCCAUCGCAGCUCUAGAAGAUCGUUUGAUCGAAGCUGACAAAGACCUUGGAGUCCUUCGGGCCCAGAUGGAUGAAAAAACUUCCAAAGUCACAUUUGACAAGGGAACUCUUUCCAAACCUGACGUGAAAAACGCCCAAGUAGAGACAAUAACUUCUGCGUUAAAGCAUACUGCAACUAUGUGCCGUCCAGAGAUGAUGGAUGCCUGUGUUGGGGAAGCAGCAGGUCAAAACGAACAGGGCACCCAGACCGAUGCUGCUGUAGAGACAGAACCAGCACCUGUUGAACGGGUCAGUGUUGGGUGUCAAUGGGAGAAGUUGACGGAUGAAAAGUCUGAGGAGCAGAAAGUUACCGUGCCAAAGAAAAGACAGAUAACUAUCGCUGAGUACAAGGUUUCACCAGAAGAAGAGGUGAUCAGUGCAGAGGGGAAACAACUGGGAGACCAGGAAGAGGAAACCACGGCCAGCAAGACGGGUAUGCUGAAAUCAAUCAUGAAGAGGAAGGAUGGGAGUAGCUCGAGCGAGAACCGCAAGAAGAGCCUGCAGUUUGUUGGCAUUUUAAAUGGAGGAUAUGAAUCUACGUCUAGUGAAGAAGAGGAAGAAGAGGAGGAUGAGGAUGAAGAAGCCGUGAGCUCUUCUGGAGAAAGUGUAGACGAGUGCAGCACAGAAGAAGACGAGGCAGCGCUGGAGGAGGAGACCUCAGAGGAGGAGAGAAACGUCAACCUGGACGAGAGCGACACCGACGAGGAAACGCUGAGAGCUGCGACGUAUUCAUCUGACGCUGUGAAAGAAAAGUUUGAGUUCAGCUCCAAAAUGCGCGAAGCCUGCCUGAUUCUGAAGAAUCACUUGAACGACGAUGUUGAAACACUGAAGAGUAAAGAAGUGUUGUCCAGCACUCACACUGUCCAGCUCGAGUGGUUCCGGAUCUCCAGUGCGAAGAUGGCUCAGCAGUCGCGGGUCUCCGACUACCUGAUGGCGUUCUCCGAGGUGUCGUCAGUGCUCCUGGAGCACGUGGUCAACAUGACGGACGGAAACGGCAACACAGCUCUUCACUACAGCGUCUCCCACUCCAACUUUGGAGUGGUCAAACUGCUGUUGGACACAGGUAUGUGCUGCGUGGACAAGCAGAACAAAGCGGGCUACACGGCCAUCAUGCUGGCCGCUCUCUCAACUGUGAAGGAAGAAGACGACAUGGCUGUGGUCAAGAAGCUCUUCAGUCAGGGGAAUGUCAACGCCAAGGCCAGCCAGGCAGGUCAGACAGCCUUGAUGUUAGCGGUUAGCCACGGGCGGCAGGAGAUGGUGCGGGCCCUGCUCGAGUGCGGCGCCGACGUAAACGUGCAGGACGACGAGGGAUCCACAGCCCUGAUGUGCGCCAGCGAGCACGGGCGUGCUGAGAUCGUCAAACUACUCCUGGAACAGCCAGGCUGUGACAUCUCCAUUGUGGAUAAUGAUGGCAGUAAUGCUCUGUCCAUUGCACUGGAAGCAGCCCACAAUGACACAGCUGUGCUUCUCUAUGCCCACAUGAACUACGCUAAGACCCAAACUCCAGUGGGGAGUCCAAAAGCCCAGCCAAGGAGCCCCACAAGCCCCCACAAGUCCUGGACUACAGACUGAAAGGACCUCUGCAGCUCACUGAAUCAGAGCAGCAAAUCUAACUGGAUUUGAGCCGUGAAAAGCUCCACUGGAUUUUAUCUUAACGCCCGUGUAUUUAUAUAUGUACUGCCAUAUGUUCUGCAUUUAUAAGUAUUGUUAAUAUGAGAACAUUAUUUUUCCAUAAAGUGUUACAAGAUCAUUUAAAGUUCUUACUUGUUAUGGUGAAAAGUAGGUCUCCAGUUCUUCUUGUCUGUAAUAGAUGAAAAUAUUACAUUUAUUUGCACAAAACUAACAUUUUACUGUUAAUGGUGAAACACUCCCGUAGUAAACGAUGAGCAGAAAAUGUUACUGUAGCUGCGUGGAUCUGCACAUCCAGACAGUUUGAGAUGUUUCAAACCAUAAACCAGCCCAUGUGUGUUGCUCAUUUGUUUUUUCGCUGUCUGUGGAAGUAGAGCAGAGUUGGUCAGAAUUUACUGAUGCCUCUAAAUACUCAAAAUCUACAUCUUUGAAAUUGUAACUGCCCUAAGUACUGUGUGUUCAUAAAAUAUAUAUUCUUAUCUGAAAUAAACAUAUUUACAGAAAAUGA